UUUGGCAUUCAUGCAGAGGCAUUUCCCCAACAAAUCAAUUACCUUCUGGAUGAAGCUGUGUUCCUUAUGGCAGGGCACACCAAGUUCAUUACAGAUUGGUGCUUUGGCCUUUUUAAACAAAAAUUCAGGAAAACAUUUAUGUCCUCACUGAGGGAGAUCGAACAAACUGCAAGACCAGCUGAGAUUGUCCCUAUUGGUCUCAGUGAUACCAGGAAGGCUUAUCUUUUUAAGAAGAUAAGACCUUUUUGCAAAGCAGAAGAAAAAGACUUUGUGUGCCCUAACCCAAAUAGUUACUAA
Patella vulgata (common limpet) is the source of this 297-nucleotide messenger RNA. RefSeq lists its product as uncharacterized. Lineage: Eukaryota; Metazoa; Mollusca; Gastropoda; Patellidae. The record is from RefSeq and is a predicted model, not a curated record. The annotation marks the transcript as partial. The transcript has 3 exons.